Lepisosteus oculatus (spotted gar) is the source of this 6965-nucleotide messenger RNA. The record is from RefSeq and is a predicted model, not a curated record. NCBI's taxonomy places the organism in Eukaryota, Metazoa, Chordata, Actinopteri, Semionotiformes, Lepisosteidae.
GUCGUUGUUUUCAUUCUCCUUUCUCGUGUGGAGGGGGUCUGGGUUACGUACAGGGAAUUCAAAAAAGAAGGAUUUGGGAGGAAAUACUGGAGAAACUGGAGUUGUUUUGGAACAUUUAUUGAACAACUGGAAUAUUUAUGAAACUAUGAAUGUACAAAGCUGAUGCGUGGAAAAAAGUCUGCUACUCCUGAACUAAAACCCCGAAAACUUAUCGUGGUCACAAGGAGAAAAGUCAUAAUGAAAUGAUGUGAUUAGGCGUAUAGAUGUGCAUGAUCGGAAAGGAUAUUAGCGUUUUAAAAAAAGUUAACAGUGGAGAUUUGUGCUGCACUUUGGGAAUAGGGUCAUUAUAAGGACUUUUUAUUUUUUCUGCUGGAACUUAGAAGCGCAUAACAUAAGUGUUUUGAAAUGAGAGCAUGAAAAAGUUGGGACGAUGGUCAAAGAGUGCGAACCGCUGUGAAGGGAAGAAAACUUUUGGUCUUUCAUUGAAGGCUGAAUUCAAAUUCAGAAUAUCUUAAACUUCCGAGACAGACUACUGACUUUUAGUUUACUGUGAGUUUAUUUUCAGUAUUUUAAGCAUUACUUGCAUACUAAAAACAACACUUUUUUGUCGCAGCAUCUUACAAAUAGAUGUCAAGACACUAGCCUUUGAAUAGGCUACAACUGCAGGGGAGCUGCAGUGAAUUUAAACUCACUUGUUCAAAGAAAAAGGAACACUUUUUCCAUUCAGUUACAAUCACCCGCGUUGGAAAUUGUGAAAACCACAAGUCCGACUUGAUUUAUUUAAUAUUUCUUUAAAGAAUACUGUUGGAAAAGGAGCACAUGUUCCAUCUGUUUGGAAAUCCUAAAACGGGAUUAUGAAUUGUCAGACAUCACUUUAUUUGCACUGUUAAUUGUGGAUUACACAGCAAUUUCCCCGUAUAUGAACCCAUUGGAAUGAUGUCUUCAGGUUUUGUGGGAAUUUACCUACUACUGGGAUUUCUACAUAUAUGCCCAGGAUCCCGCCUUCGCCAGGAGGACUCCCCUCCUCGGAUUGUGGAGCACCCCUCUGACCUGAUCGUCUCCAAGGGGGAGCCGGCCACCCUCAACUGCAAGGCAGAGGGCCGGCCCACCCCCACAGUGGAGUGGUACAAGGACGGAGAGCGGGUGGAGACCGACAAGGACGACCCCCGCUCCCACCGCAUGCUGCUGCCCAGUGGCUCGCUCUUCUUCCUGCGCAUCGUGCACGGGCGCCGCAGCAAGCCGGACGAGGGCAGUUACGUCUGCGUGGCCAGGAACUACCUGGGGGAGGCCAUCAGCCAAAAUGCAUCCCUGGAAGUGGCCAUCCUGCGCGAUGACUUCAGGCAGAACCCAUCCGAUGUGAUGGUGGCAGCUGGGGAGCCUGCUGUCAUGGAGUGCCAGCCCCCCCGAGGUCAUCCAGAGCCAACUAUCUCCUGGAAGAAAGACGCUGUACCAAUCGAUGACAAAGAUGAAAGAAUCACGAUAAGAGGAGGAAAGCUGAUGAUCACAAAUGCACGGAAGAGCGAUGCUGGGAAGUACGUGUGCGUGGGGACCAAUAUGGUGGGCGAGCGGGAGAGUGAAAUUGCGGAGCUCACCGUUCUGGAGCGACCUAACUUUGCCAAGAGACCCAGUAGUCAGGUGGUCCUGGUGGAUGAGAGUGUGGAGUUCCGAUGUGAAGCCAGAGGAGACCCUGUACCCACUGUCCGUUGGAAAAAGGAGGAUGGAGACUUGCCGAAAGGGAGGUAUGAGAUUCGUGAUGAUCACACUCUGAAGAUACGACGGGUGAUGGCAGUGGAUGUGGGCUCCUACACCUGUGUGGCAGAAAACAUGGUGGGAAAGGCAGAAGCCUCAGCCACCUUAACUGUCCACGUUGUGUCUGUACCCCCAGCUUUUGUUAUCCGUCCUCGCAACCAAGUUGUGGCAGUGGGUCGGACCGUAACAUUCCAGUGUGAAGCCACAGGCAAUCCCCAGCCUGCCAUCUUCUGGCAACGAGAGGGGAGCCAGAACCUUCUCUUCUCAUACCAGCCCCCCCAGCCGUCAAGCCGAUUUUCUGUCUCCCAGACCGGAGACCUCACAAUCACAGAUGCAGAGAGGUCAGAUGUAGGAUAUUACAGCUGCCAAGCUCUGAAUAUUGCCGGGAGUGUCAUCACCAAAGCUCUUCUGGAAGUCACAGAUGUUGUGUCAGACAGGCCCCCCCCUGUAAUUAAACAAGGUCCUUUAAACCAGACGGUGGCUGUGGAUGGUACAGUUACCCUCAGCUGUUUGGCAACAGGCAAUCCAAUGCCAACCAUCUUGUGGAGAAAAGAUGGAGUCCUGGUCUCUACCCACGAUUCCCGCAUCAAGCAGCAAGACACUGGUGCCCUCCAAAUUCGCUAUGCCAAGCUGGGCGACACUGGAAUGUACACCUGCAUUGCUUCCACUCCGAGCGGCGAGGCUACAUGGAAGGCUUUCCUCGAAGUUCAAGAAUUUGGAGUGCCUGUACAGCCAGCUAGACCAACAGAUCCUAAUUUAAUACCUAGUGCCCCUUCCAAGCCAGAAGUCACUGAUGUCACUCGGAACUCUGUCACACUGUCAUGGAAGCCAAACAUGAAUUCUGGAGCCACGCCUACAUCUUACAUCAUUGAAGCUUUCAGUCAUGCAUCUGGAAGCAGCUGGCAGACUGUGGCAGAACACGUGAAGACAGAGACUUAUUCUGUGAAAGGCUUGAAGCCCAGUGCUGUCUACCUUUUCCUUGUGAGGGCUGCAAAUGCAUAUGGCCUGAGCGACCCAAGCCCAAUAUCUGAUGCAGUCAAAACCCAGGCAGACAUUCCUCCAACCAGUCAAGGUGUGGACCACAGACAGAUUCAGAGGGAGUUGGGAGAUGUGAUUGUCCACCUUCACAACCCCACUGUCCUAUCUUCUUCCUCAGUCAAGGUUCAGUGGACGGUGGAGCAGCAGUCCCAGUACAUUCAAGGCUACAAGAUCAUCUACAGGCCCACACAGGAUGGCCAGGUGAAGUCAGAGUGGUCUGUGUUCGAAGUUAGAACACCUGGAGAAGAGAGUGCAGUCAUCCCACAGCUGAAGAAAGGAGUCAUGUAUGAAUUCAAAGUCCGUCCUUUCUUUAACGAAUUUCAAGGGACUGACAGCGAGGUCAAAGUGGCUAAAACUCUAGAGGAAGCUCCUAGCGCCCCUCCCCAGGGGGUAACUGUAACAAAGAGCGAUGACAACGGGACAGCCAUCCUGGUCUCCUGGCAACCGCCCCCACAGGAGUUCCAGAAUGGAGUGGUACAGGAGUACAAGAUAUGGUGCCUGGGAAAUGAAAGCAGGUACCACAUUAACCGGACAGUGGAUGGAUCUACAUUCUCAGUGGUCAUCCCCAGCCUGUCCCCAGGUGUCCGCUACACUGUGGAGGUGGCGGCCAGCACUGGCGCAGGAGCCGGUGUGAAGAGUGAGUCAAGAUUCAUCCAGCUCGAUUCCUAUGGCAGGAUCACUGGUAAUGAGGAGACAGUGAGCACACUCUCUCAGCAGAUUUCAGACGUUGUGAAGCAACCUGCAUUCAUCGCAGGAAUCGGAGCUGCCUGCUGGAUUAUCCUGAUGGUCUUCAGCAUCUGGCUAUAUAGACACAGGAAGAAAAGAAGUGGACUGAGCAGUAGCUAUGCAGGGAUGAGGAAAGUCCCAUCAUUUACUUUCACACCAACAGUGACCUAUCAGAGAGGAGGAGAGGCUGUGAGCAGUGGAGGGAGACCUGGCUUGCUGAAUAUAGGAGAGCCAGCAGCUCAGCCAUGGCUAGCAGACACUUGGCCUAAUACUUGCUCAAACCACAAUGACUGCAGUAUUAGCUGCUGUACCGCUGGAAAUGGGAAUAGUGACAGCAACCUCACCACCUACAGCCGACCAGCUGACUGCAUUGCCAAUUACAACAAUCAGCUGGAAAAUAAACAGACCAAUCUGAUGGUGCCAGAGUCAGGCGUCUACGGUGAUGUGGACCUGAGCAACAAGAUCAACGAAAUGAAGACCUUCAACAGCCCCAACCUGAAGGAUGGCCGCUUUGUCAACCCCACAGGGCAGCCCACACCCUAUGCCACAACCCAGCUCAUCCAGUCCAACAUUGGAAACAACAUCAACAGUGGUACUGUGGAUGUGAACGAGAAGCACUGGAAACCUUCUAUCCAACAGAAGCAGGAGGCAGCUCAGCUUCAGUACAACAUCAUGGAGCAGAAUAAGCUGAACAAGGAUUAUCGGGUUGGCGACAGCACCAUGCCAGCUACAAUUCCAUACAACCAGUCACAUGAGCAGAGCGCUGCAGGCUCGUAUAACAGUUCGGACAGAGGCAGCAGCACAUCUGGCAGCCAAGGUCACAAAAAGGGAGCCCGGACACCUAGACUUGCUAAGCAGGGCACGAUGAACUGGACUGACCUCCUCCCUCCUCCUCCUGCAAACCCCCCGCCUUGCAGAAGCACUGAGGAGUACGCCAUCACCGUGGGGGAGAGCUUUGAUCCAGACAUGCAGUGCCCAGUUCCCCCGACCAGAAUGUACCUGCAGCAGGAUGAACUGGAGGAGGAGGAGGAAGAGGAGGAAGAGAUAGAGAGGGGUCCUACCCCUCCAGUGAGGGGAGCUGCCUCCUCCCCAGCAGCCGUGUCCUAUAGCCACCAGUCCACAGCCACUCUCACGCCUUCCCCUCAGGAGGAGCUGCAGCCCAUGCUCCCAGAGUGCCAGGACAGCAUAGCACCUGCACAACACCCACACGACCGCAGGCGCCAUACAGUAAGCCCUCCACCUCCCCCAAGACCUCUUUCUCCACCUCACACAUAUGGGUACAUCUCGGGGCCAUUGGCACUGGACACCGAUGGGCCAGAUGAGGAGGGGGAUGAAACAGAUGUGGAGGUGGCCAAAGUGCACACCAGGAGGCUGCUGUUGCGAGGUCUCGAGCAGACCCCUGCCUCCAGUGUGGGGGACUUGGAGAGCUCUGUAACGGGCUCCAUGAUCAAUGGCUGGGGCUCAGCCUCUGAGGAAGACAACGCCUCCAGUGGCAGAUCGAGUGCCGUCAGCUCCUCUGAUGGCUCUUUCUUCACUGAUGCUGACUUUGCGCAAGCUGUGGCCGCCGCCGCUGAAUAUGCUGGACUCAAAGUUGCCAAGUAUUCUAUGCCAGAUUCUGCUGGAGGGCGAAGACAUUUUAUGAAUCCCCACAGCCACAGACCUACCAGCCCUGUCUCCACAGACAGCAACAUGAGUGCUGUUGUCAUGCAAAAAACCCGACCUACCAAAAAACAGAAACAUGCCCCAGUACGCCGAGAUGCCUACACAGAAGACCUACCGCCUCCACCACUGCCUCCUCCUGUGAUUAAGUCUCCCACUCACCAGUCCAAGUCCCUGCUUGAAGGCCGUCCCAUUGUGUCCCCAAAAGUGGCAUCUACAGACCAGAGGGCAGAGCGGCCAGGUGAGAAGAGAGGUGCCAACUACAGAGGUAGAGAAGGCUCAGACCCACGACAGCACUCAGAUGGACGCACAAGCUCAUCGGAGCGACGUGAGUCCCAGGAAAGGCACAAGACCCGUGGAAGCAAAGCAGUAAAACAUGAGAGCACGCCAGCCAAGUCUCGCCAGCCCCAAGCUGCUGAGGACAUUCUUCCAUAUAGCCGGCCCUCGUUCCCUGCUGUGCAUAGCCCCCGAGACCCCAGCUCAUCCAGCUCCAUGUCCUCCAGAGGUUCGGGGGGGCGGCGGAGACCAGAGCAGACAGGCGGGGGGCGCAGGAACACCUCUGACAUGGGAAUGCCUGGAAUGGGAACCUUCGAACAGGAAGAAGAAGAAUUAGAGGAGGCAGAAAGCUGAACACAACAGAGGGAAACAAGACCAAUCUGUUAAGAAGUUUUGGUAAAACAGUAUCCAGUCUUCUAAUUUUGAAUACCAGAUCUUAUGUUUGGUGAAACUAUGUACAUUGUUUCUUUACACCUGGAAAACUGACCAAUUAUUAAUGUUCUGUUCUUUUUUUAAUUUAUGAUGUCCAUUUUAUAAAAAAGUACAUUGAAAGCAAUUUAACUAGUGGUACUUUUUCAAUUUCAAUGCAAUAUGGGGUAAUAGUUUACACAGACUAUUAUGACAGAGACUGCUUUGUCAAGACUCAUUUUAAAGCCCUUUACAGUCAUAUGUUACUGUAAUAAAAAUUAGCUACAAGCAUAUUGGGGUGGCCCGUAUUGUAAAUAUUUUUUUCUUUUUUUAGUAACCUGUUGUGGUACUUAAAAUUUGUCUUCCUUGUUGUUUUUUUAUUCAAGCUGUAAAUUGUUUAAACAUUUAACCACCCCAAGAAAGUGCCACUUAUGGAUUUCAUUUUGUUUUGUUUAUAAUGCACUGUUUGAAAUUCUUGAUUUCUUUUCUUUGGUUUUAAAAGCACAAUCACUAAACUUUAUUUUAAACCAUUUUAUCUAUUAAUCUUUUUGUCUUACUGAAUAAAGUGUGACAAAAAAGUAUUGUUUAUCAUGGUGAUGUAGUUAAAGAUGAUAAGCUGGUGGCAAAGGAUAGGAGUUGCAUUGGUCACAUGAGAGCAUCCUGCUGGAGGUGUUUCACUCACAUAAAACUUCAACAUAUACUUUGCAAAAACUCAAGACAUAAUUCCUGAAGGCAGUGGAUCAACUUCUUUGAGUCUGUUUGGGACGAUGCCUUCAAUUCCCGACAUCUGUGAAAGUAAACAAUAUAUUUGAUUGCUUCAGGAAGAAAGUCCAUCAAUUUUUAAUUCAUGCGUACUGUACUGUUUUAUACAGGUGAAUAAAGCCAAUCUGAGUGCCAUCAAAUUAAUUUUUUUGUACUACAAUUUAGUUAAAAAGAGUUAAACAAUGAUUGCAUUGAUUUUCAGGUGGAAGGGAAUUAGCAUUGUUUUUCAUAUUUUUUUCCAUAUAAAAGGCAACCUCUUUCUCAUUAGCCAUUAUUUUGCAUAUUGAGGAUCACAUAAUCCUAAACAUGUAAUUUUUUCACAUUAUUUAUUAAAAAUGUCCUCAAAU